CUUCACACAACAGCAGCAGGUUAGACAGUUGAACUGAACAACUUAGUGUUGAUGCAGGUAUGGGGGUCGAUGACCUUACACCCCCCCAAUAAUCAAAGCAUCCAUUAACCCCUUCACUGCAAAACCCCGUUUCCAGGGGCAGCCCAGGGAGGCUGUGAAGGUUUUACACUGAAGAGGAAGAAAGAGGACAGAUCUUCAAAAAUGAACAGCCUGGGAUUUGAUGAAAGUUCUUUGGAUCAGCUGGACCCUUCUCUGUCCCUGCAUGAGUCCAGUGACAUAGACACUGCACUGCUUAAUGACAUUGAUGAUAUGCUUCAACUCAUUCACAAUCAGGACAGUGAUUUUCCUGGGUUAUUUGAUUCCCCUUUUGGCACAGUCAGUGCCCCUCUACAAGAUGUUGGUAGCUCUGCAGAGCUCCCUGGAGGUGCAUCCAUGAACUCCCUGGAGGGCUUGCUGUCAGCUCCCACUCCUUCAGUCCCCAUGAAGAUGUAUCAGCUUCCAAUCACUGGAUUCCAAGGAUCACAAUCUACCGGUACCUCACAGGACAAGCUUGGGCAGCCCUCCAAUCAAACACCACAGAAGAAUGUAAAGGAGGAGCCCAUGCAGAUCUGCUCUGCUCCUCCAAUGCCAUCUGCUAAACUUCAGCCUGCUCCGCAGAACUUACAAAACAUGAUGUUUGGGCAAACAUUCAUGGCUCAAGCCCAGCCUACAAUAAAUGUGCAAACUGUGGUGGGAGGAUACCAAGAGCCUGUGGCUUACUCAGUCCCGCAGAGCGUUGCUGCCUCACAGAACAUUGUGAGCCAACCAAUUCAGAAUGUCGUUGGGCAGCAGAUGCAGAAUGUCACUGGGCAGCAGAUGCAGAAUGUCACUGGGCAGCAGAUGCAGAGUGUCACAGGACAGCAGUUGCAGAAUAUCUCAGGACCGCAAAUACAGGGUGUCACAGCACAGCCUUUGCAGAGUGUCGCAACUCAACCGUUGCCAAGUGUAACACACUCCUCUACACAAAACCAACAUACCCUUACUGUUCACACUCAGAGCAUCACCCCACAGCAGUUUCUGACUACUGCCAGCACCUCGCCUGUCACCCCCCAAAUCCAGCAGGUCCCGGUUCUCCUGCAGCCUCAUUUUAUUAAAGCUGACUCACUGCUGCUUACUGGAGUUAAAACUUCUGGCAUGACCUCACUGGGUACUACAACAACCAUGCAGACCACGCCACUGCAAAUGCCGACUCUGGUGAGUGGAGGAACCAUAUUGACCACAGUGAUGGUGGACACAGACAAGCUGCCUAUCAAUCGUAUUACUGCCAGUGGCAAAAUGGCAAUGCUGAAUGGCAAAGGAGAAAAGCGCACAGCACACAACGCCAUAGAAAAGCGCUACAGAUCAUCAAUUAAUGACAAAAUUAUAGAACUCAAAGAUCUGGUGGUUGGAACAGAAGCAAAGCUAAAUAAGUCAGCCAUUUUGAAGAAGACGAUUGACUACAUCCGCUUUCUUCAACAAAAUAACCUGAAACUUAAACAGGAAAAUAUGAUGCUGAAAAUGGCUGCUCAAAAGAAUAAUACCUUGAAGGACCUUGUGGCCGGAACUACGGGUACAAUGGAUGGAGUUAAAACUGAGAUGAUGGAUGUGUUAACCCCUCCACCCUCAGACAUGGGAUCCCCUUCACACAGUGGCAGUCCUCUAUCCCAGUGCAGCAGUGACUCCGAGCCAGAGAGCCCAUACUGCGAGGAAGCUAAGGUCAAAGUUAAGCAGGAGCUUCCCUCUACACCUAACUCAGGGAUGCUGGAUCGUUCACGUAUGGCCCUAUGUGCCUUUGUGUUCCUCUGCCUCUCUUUCAACCCCUUGUCUUUCCUGAUGGCUAGCUCUAGAAGCCAUGAGACGAUAGACAGUGGUACGUUCCACAGCAGCGGCAGGAGCAUGCUGGAAGUCGGAUCCUCAGAGCCCUCCUCUUGGUCUAGCUGGCUGGCUCCCUCCCUCUUCCUCUGGCCCAUUAACAUAGGGAUUGUAUUGGCUGUCUUCAUCCGACUAUUCAUUUAUGGCGAACCGAUUACCCGUUUACACUCUGAGUCAUCCGUCCUCUUUUGGUGUCACCGGAAACAAGCAGAUUUUGACCUUUCUCGGGGAGAUUUUGCUCAGGCCUCUCUACAACUCUGGACAGCUCUAAAAGCUUUAGGAAGACCCCUCCCCACCUCCAACCUAGAUCUGAUCUGCAGCGUGAUGUGGUCUUUGAUCCGCUAUGUACUGCAACGGUUGUGGGUGGGACGCUGGCUGGCAGCAAGAGCUGGGGGUUUCCGCAGUGACCACCAACUGAAGGAUGAUGUGCGGAAAGGCUGCAGAGACGCUGCUCUAGUGUAUCAUCGCUUGCAUCAGCUGCACAUGACAGGAAAACAUGCAAGCGGCCAUCUGUCUGCUAUAAAUAUGGCACUGAGUGCUGUCAAUCUGGCAGAAUGUGCUGGAGACACCAUCUCGGUGGCAACACUGGCAGAGAUUUAUGUCGGAGCAGCUCUGCGUGUCAAGGCCAGUCUGCACCGCAGAUUUCACUUCCUGGCGCGCUUCUUCCUGUCCAGCGCUCGUCAAGUGUGCCUGGCACAGAGUGUGACUAUACCCCCUGCCAUGCAGUGGCUGUGCCAUCCUCUGGGACAUCGCUUUUUUGUGGAUGGAGAUUGGAGCGUAAGGAGCUCUCCCCGUGACAGUAUCUACAGCACAGCAGGAAGUACAGUGGACCCUUUGGCUCAGGUGACACAGGCAUUCCGGGAGCAUCUUCUGGAGAAGGCUUUGUAUUGUGUGGCUCAGCCAGAGCAGAGCAAACCCAUGGCCGAGGGAGAAGGGGAAUUUUCAGACGCUCUGGAAUACCUGCAGCUGCUGAAUGGAUGCUCUGAUGCCGCAUCUGUUCCUAAUCACACCUUCUCCAUUAGCUCCAGCAUGGCUGCUGUCACAGGAACAGAUCCAGUCGCCAAGUGGUGGGCAUCAAUCAUCAUUGUUGCUAUAAACUGGCUGCAGGGUGACGAUGAAGCUGCGCAGCGGCUGUACCCAGUGGUGGAAUAUAUGCCUAAAGCACUGCACACAUCAGAAAAUCCUUUGCCCAAAGCUGCACUUUACGUCUUCAAAGCUGUGAGAACUCUGCUAGGAAAGCAGGACAGCAUUCAGGUCAGCUUAAGCCAGUGUGAGAAAGCAAGCGGUUACCUCCGAGACAGCCUUAACUCCAGCCCAUCAACUAACAGCAACAUGGAUAAGGCAGUACAGCUUCUAAUGUGUGACCUCUUACUGGUAACCAGAACAAAUCUCUGGCAGCAACAACAGCAGAUCUCUACUGCGCAGCAACAGAACAUUGGGCAUCCAGCGCCCCCGCACGAACUCAGGGGAUUUCAAUUAGAUCUGAGCAGUCUACGGAGACUGGCUCAGUCCUUCCGCCCCGCCAUGCGCAGGGUUUUCCUGCAUGAAGCUACUGCAAGACUAAUGGCAGGAGCCAGCCCCGCUCGAACACAUCAACUGCUGGACCGGAGUCUGCGCAGGAGGGUGGCCCAGUCUAGCAAAGAAGGCACUGAAGAGAUGAGUCCCACUGCUCGGGAGCAUGCCGAAGCGCUUCUCCUGGCCUGCCGCUACCUGCCACCAUCCUUUCUGUCGGCCCCAGGACAGCGAGUGGGCAUGCUAGCUGAGGCCGUUCGCACAUUAGAGAUGUUGGGGGACAAACGUACCCUGCAGGACUGCCAGCAAUUUAUCUUGACCUUGGGCAGUGGAACUACAGUCACAUCUACCUAGAAAAAUAUGCUCUUGCUACCCCCCCCCCCCCACUCCUGCCUAUCCAUCUCCUUUUCUGCAAUCUACAUAUCCCCUGGAAAAAAAUUGUAACCUACAGGAGAUCUGAACUACCUUUAAAAGGAGGUCUGCUUUGUAAUGUGAUGGUACAACUGUUGGACAUAUAGAGGAAGCACAAAUCAAAUGGAAACUGCUGCUGACUGGAAGCACGAGGCGCUACAAUACCUCGUUUCAUUAGUUCACAAGUUGCUUAUAAGAAUAAAGUGAUAGUAAACACUAGCUAAUUAAAUCAUACAAUCAUUUUAGUGAGCACAAUAUGUACAUUACUUUUCUUUUUUCAAAAUGUUUUGUCAGACAUUACAUUAAUAUAUGUUUUCCUUAUCUGUAACCCCCCCAUCCUGAUCCCCCCCCCCGUACUAAGUGCUAUUUAAAAAAUAAAUAAAUAAAAAAUGAUGUCAUGGGCGGCAACAGCAUUACCGUCCUCUUUACUGCUAAGGACAAAUUGAACAUUAAUGCGGUUGGUAUAGGAUUCUCUUUAGGACAAACUGUGUGCGCGCAGUUUGUCCAUCUUCUUUCUGGAGAGACACAGGUGCGAUCUUAAAUUGGCAGUUAUAAAGAGGACAGAACAUUGUCCCUUUAAAAAAAAAAGCUUAGUACGGGGUGGCCAGAGGGAUAGCGUUUACAGUAAGGAAAAUGUACUUUAAUAUAAACUUUUACAAAACCAAUUGAAAGAAAAAAAAAACAUGCACAUAUUGUGAUUUUCUUUUACUUAAAGGGACAUUAAACCCAAUUUUUUUCUUUAAUGAUUCAGAUGGAGCAUGCAAUUUUAAGUAACUUUCUCAUUUACUCCUAUUAUCAAUUUUUCAUCGUUCUCUUGCUAUUUUUAUUUAAAAAUCAGGAAUGUAAAGCUUAAGAGCCGGUCCAUUUUUGGUAAAAAACCUUUGUUUCGCUUGCUUAUUGGUGGCUAAAUGUAGCCACCAAUAAGCAAGUACUAUCCAGGCUGUUGAACCUAAAAUGGGCUGGCUCCUAAGCUUUACAUUCCUGCUUUUUAAAUAAAGAUAGCAAGGGAAUGAAGAAAAUUUGAUCAUAGGAGUAAAUUAGAAAGUUGCUUAAAAUUGCAUGCUCUAUCUGAAUCAUGAAAUAAAAAAAUUGGGUUUAGUGUCCCUUAAAACACCAUACAAACCUUAUCCCCACUAAUAGCACAUAUGCACUCUGCAUACACAAACACAAUUAUACCUUAUCAAUGUCAGUAUUUCCCUCCAGUCCUUUUGACCCCUGUGUCCCACUGAGUGUUACAAUGUGCCUCAUUUGAUGAGGCACCGCCGGUAAAAUUGGGAUACGUAGAUGACUGUUAUAAUGUACUAAGCCAGUGCGCCCUUCUGUGAAUGGGUGUUUUAUGCGUAAUGUAUUAUUUAUUAUCUAUAUCAGGUAGAUGAAUUAUUUUGGCAGCACACCAAAGCUGAAGAGCUUGCACUCAAAUUACUAUGGUGAUUGCACCUUCCACACUUCAAAUUAAUAACCAGCAUGGUAUUUCUUUUUUAUCCCUGAUUUAAAAUAGGGAGGUAUGAUCAUUUACCUUUAAUUUUAUUUCCAAAUAAGGUAAAUAAUGGUAUUGGAAUUAUUAUUUUUUGAUGGAAGGUUCAUAUAUAUAUAUAUAUAUAUAUAUAUAUAUAUAUAUAUAUAUAUAUAUAUAUAAUGUGACACCAGGCAGGCAACUAGUAGACUUGUAAGGUGGGGGUACAAUUGUGUAAAUAUUGACUGCAGGGAAUACUCUCGAUUUGUAUUUACUUCUCUUUUCAUACUUUAUUUUCCUAGUUCUUAAACACUUUUUUUGUACAGAGGAUUUAUUAAGAAAUAUUUAUAAUUUGCUUUUGUAAGGAAAAAAAUAAAUAAAGUAGUUUGGUCUAUGCAGAA
Messenger RNA from Bombina bombina (fire-bellied toad), 5667 nucleotides. RefSeq names its product sterol regulatory element binding transcription factor 1 (gene SREBF1). Lineage: Eukaryota; Metazoa; Chordata; Amphibia; Anura; Bombinatoridae. Gene Ontology annotation, biological process: regulation of transcription by RNA polymerase II. Bases 202 to 3756 code for a protein of 1184 amino acids. The transcript has 19 exons. Gene Ontology annotation, cellular component: nucleus. Gene Ontology annotation, molecular function: protein dimerization activity; RNA polymerase II cis-regulatory region sequence-specific DNA binding; DNA-binding transcription factor activity, RNA polymerase II-specific. The record is from RefSeq and is a predicted model, not a curated record.